AUGGAUAAGGACGGCGUGAAGACCCCCUUGUGGAAGAAGGAGCCGGAGGAGCCGGGGGUCCGGGAGGAGGAGGCGGAGGAGGAGGGGUCGGAGGAGGAAGACGAGGGGAGGCAGCCGCCGGAGAGCGCGGCCGCGGGCGAGGCGGAGCGCCGGGAGGCGGAGGACGCCGAGGGCCGCGGGGGCAGCGUGGCCUACAGCCCGCUGCGCCAGGAGCCCAGCGCCCAGCAGGUGGCGCUGCUGCGGCGCGCGGACAGCGGCUUCUGGGGCUGGCUCCUGCCCUUGGCCUUGCUCCGCGGCCCCGCGGCCCCGGCGGACAGGAGGCGGAACCUCCCGGAGGAGCCGUGCGUGCUGCAGACCCAGGGGCAGCCACCGAGCGGCGGGGGUUGCGAGCUCUGCGAGAUCCUCUUUUGCAAGAAAUGCAGGACCCUGCACAGCAACCCGGCCUACGUGGCGCACUGCAUUCUGGAGCACCCGGAUCUGGGUGAGGCGCGGGCUGCGGGCGGGGCGGGGGUCGCCGGGGGCCCCCGGAGCGCCCCCACUUAA
Messenger RNA from Myotis lucifugus (little brown bat), 543 nucleotides. RefSeq names its product chromosome unknown C17orf50 homolog (gene PGBDF). Lineage: Eukaryota; Metazoa; Chordata; Mammalia; Chiroptera; Vespertilionidae. The transcript has 3 exons. The coding region runs from base 1 to 543 and encodes 180 amino acids. The record is from RefSeq and is a predicted model, not a curated record.